This is a messenger RNA of Chara braunii, 1041 nucleotides long. NCBI's taxonomy places the organism in Eukaryota, Viridiplantae, Streptophyta, Charophyceae, Charales, Characeae. The record is from the annotation of a GenBank genome assembly.
AGGCUAUGUAGAUUGGGUAGAUUGUCGACAAUGUGUCGCACGAGCCCAUGACUCGUGCAUCCAAUACAGAAAUGACGGUAAGCCGUGGCUGUUCCCCUUGUGCCGGGUUGACAAGAUGCCGACCGAGGCUCGCUUUUUGGAUGCCACGUCAGAAGAGCUGGAAAAGACCCGGAAGUUUAGAAGGGAUGAGGGACGAAGACCAUCACGAGUGGAGCGAGUACUUGGAGUGGCUGAUUAUCCAGACCUGGAGACGGACGUGGAAGGCUAUCUUCUUGGAUUCCUGUUCGGAUCGGUGCGACCCAGCCAUCACCAGCUAAUCGUCCUAGAGCUUACGAUCCCACUCGCGCAGCUAGCCGACGAUCUUCCCCUCAAGAUCGUCUUGCAAAGUGACGAGAGCCGGGUCCCGCACGUUCUUACACGGACCUUGGCGCCAUAUCCUCAGUGGUCAGCGUGCCUGGAGGAACCGGGAAAUGACUGCAACCUGCCAUCAUGGUUGGAUUAUCUGAACCCACGAGAGAUCAUCGAUCCUGCCUACUUCCGGGAUCGAACGACCACCGAGUACGAGGCGAUAGCAGAAGAAGAAGAAGAAGAAGAGGAGGGCGACGAGGAAGAAACUCCCGAAGAGGGGAGUUACAGCGAGCACAACGAAGGUGAGCAAAGUGAGGAGGAGGAAGAAGAACAAGACGAUCAGGAGGAGCUAGAAGCGUCAGAGUGGGAAGGAUUUGAGGAGGAAGUGAGUGUGGAGGAACUCAAGCGAACGGAAGCGGAGCAGGCGGAAGACCCCGAGGCGGCGCGCAAGAGAGAAGAGAUCGUGGCCAGAAAGCGGCAGCUGGAAUUCGCCAGCGAAGUCAAUCCGCUGACCACCAACGAUCCGGCCCGAGAUCCAGAGCCGCCUAAGCCCGAGGAUGGGGACCCGACUGCUGAGACUUUGACUGCACCGACAAGGCGAAGACGAAGCCGAUCCCCCUACCCCUCCACCACCGACCGUCCACCAGUUUGAGCCCGUACUGAUGCGGGGCAUCGGGCUUCGUCCCCGGUCGU